Molecule: messenger RNA, 448 nt
Organism: Hyaloscypha bicolor E
Lineage: Eukaryota; Fungi; Ascomycota; Leotiomycetes; Helotiales; Hyaloscyphaceae
Product: DUF636 domain-containing protein
Exons: 3
Coding region: 1-417 (138 amino acids)
Molecular function (GO): carbon-sulfur lyase activity
Source: RefSeq, a predicted model, not a curated record
AUGGCAAUUACUGGUCACUGCCUCUGUAAGGCUGUUACUUACAGCAUUGACGUUGAUAAACCCAACGCCGUUGCCUAUGACCACUGCGAUGACUGCCAACGCUACACUGGUUCCACCUACGCCCUCUUCGCCAUUUUCCCUAAGGACAAGGUCACGAUUGUGGGGCCUACCAAGAGCUUCGCCAUCAAGGGAGGUUCAGGCCUAAAGGUCUACCGCACGUCCUGUCCUACAUGUGGUUCUGGGGUCGCCCAGUCCCCUGAUGCGGCUCCAGAUAUUAUCGCCAUGAAUGGUGGCGGUUUGGACCGCGAAUUCAAGAAGAAACUUGAGCCAGACACCGAGUUCUGGACGGCCACGAAGCUUCCUUUCUGUCAUGAGAAUCUGGCUCACGCCUUUGAGCGCAUGCCCCCUCCGCAAUAAGCGACGUCCAACGAGCUGUACAGGUAACGCG